Molecule: messenger RNA, 1083 nt
Organism: Sesamum indicum (sesame)
Lineage: Eukaryota; Viridiplantae; Streptophyta; Magnoliopsida; Lamiales; Pedaliaceae
Source: RefSeq, a predicted model, not a curated record
AGCACCAACAUAUAAUUAUCCAUGCAAACCCACAACAACGUUAUCAUGCACAACAACAAAAAGUCUAAUAUUACUUCCAUUAUCAACAACAAUAAUAAUACCAAGAACAUCACACGUACAACGAGUGUCCCCCUUUCCCAUCCCCGCAGCCACGGCUCCACCACCCAAGCCUGCGCCGCCUGCAAGUACCAACGUCGUAAGUGCGCCUCCGACUGCGUCCUCGCCCCAUAUUUCCCACACGACCGCCAACGGCAGUUCUUGAACGCCCACCGUCUAUUCGGCGUUAGCAACAUUGUGAAAAUAGUCCGCCACCUCGACCCGCCGGCCAAAGACCACGCCAUGCGCACCAUUAUCUUCCAAUCAGAUGCACGGGCCGCCGACCCGGUCGGCGGGUGCCACCGUAUUAUACGUGACCUCGAGCAACGGAUAAGUCUCGCAAAGGCCGAGCUUGAGAUAGUGCUCCACCACCUUGCCCUUUGUCGGGCAGCUGCCACCCAGCAGCAGGUGGUGCCGGCACCGGAUUGUGGAGGCUCUUAUGAUGAGAAGUGGAGGGUGCCGUAUGUGGCGGAGGAUGAGGCGGUGACGGUGGAUGAUGUGAACUCUUGGGGAUGCAUGCCCGGGAAUGUGCAUACAAAUGCAGAGUCCACAUCCUCUUCAUUUCCUCAUCAUAAUGACAAUAGUAAUCAUCAUCACAUGAGAAAACUGUCUGUGGAGGAAUGCAAUAAUGAUGUGUUGCCCAUUCUUGAUCAUUUGACUUGUGAUGAUGAUGUAAGAGAGGAAGAUUUCAAGUUUGAUCACCAUGGCAACAUUGUACCAAGCAGCAACGGCAUCUUGACGGAGGAGAAAGGGACGUUCAAGGAAGACGACGAUUGUUUCUCCUACGUUCAAGAUCACCACGACUUGAAGGCGGCUGCAACGUUCUUCAGUCUCACAAACUGUGAUAUAUGAAGUAUGUCCGAUAACCAAUUUUGUAGAGAAAUUAGUUCUUAACAUGUAUAUUGCUUUUUGUAUGACCAAGAAUCUGAGAGUUGAGAAGUUGCAUAGGAAUACAUUUAAAGAAUAUUGCAGUUUUCUGCUGAAAAA